Molecule: messenger RNA, 646 nt
Organism: Quercus robur (English oak)
Lineage: Eukaryota; Viridiplantae; Streptophyta; Magnoliopsida; Fagales; Fagaceae
Product: protein SKIP34
Exons: 1
Coding region: 169-471 (100 amino acids)
Source: RefSeq, a predicted model, not a curated record
GUAAAGCUAAAAGCAAAUCCCAUCUCUGCAAAGUGCAAACAUCGACAACAAUAAUUCUGUUCCUUUUUUUUUUCCGAGAGAGACACACAAACACAAAACCAGAAUUGUUUGAUCAAAACCCACCUAGUAUAUUUUGCUUUGAUUUUGAUUUUGAUUUUGAUUUUCACGAUGUGUUACGGUCAGCACCAAGCUUUUUCUCGGGACAGCCUAAGCUCCUCCACUAGGCAACAACCACCUGCGACUGAAAACAACAACAAUGCGGAGGAUGUUGUGGACAAUCUGAGGGACCGGCUCGCCGACACUGAGGCUCGGCUGGCUCGGGCCAGGGCUCGUGAAGCCGAGCUGAGCCAACGGCUCGAAGAAAUGAAGCGUUUCGUCUCUGUAAUGGAGAUCCUCGAGACUUACCUCAAACGACGAUUCCGUGAGCAUCAAGAACACGUUGAUCGUCUCUUCAAAUCUCUACCCGCAUAAAAAAUAUAUUUAUAUAUUUACUAACCCAAAACAUCCUCUCCUCGGUGAUACUAUCUUUUUUCUUUUAAACCCAUUUAUCAGAUUCGCUUGUCUAUACAUGUUUCUUUGACUAUGUUGUUUGUGAUGUUAUCUAAGAAAUGGUUUCAUAAUUCUAUAAAUAGUUUCUCACUAUCAA